UAAGUCUAUUCUAUAUCUUGUCUAUGUGAUAUUGAAUAACAUAACCUAACAAUUUGAAACAUAAGGAAUAUACGAAUUUAUUGCAUUCUUAUUCAUUAAAAUUAGAAAUUAAUUUAACUUUUUGCUAUACGAAAUUACAUAACUCUAUAUAUAGAUUAUACAUACUUUAUGUAAAAUUGUAUAUAUGUUCCUCAAUAAAACAGAGUGCAUAAAUAAAAAAGGAGAAUGAUUUUAUAAUUUUUUAUGUAAUUUCUUCUGCAAUUUAUACUUUACAUAAAUAUCAAAUUAUAUUCUUCUACAUUAAUAAUAUAAUGAUAAUAUUAUAUGUAUAUGUUAUUUAAUUUUGUUAAAUUUGUAUCAUAGUUGAAUUUCAUUAAAUAAAAUUUUGAGUUAGAAGUAAUAAAUUAUAUUUAUAUCAUGGCAAAUAUCAAGGAAUUACCAGAAUUACAAGUUUUUAAAACAGUAUUAUUUCACUGUGUAGUGAUAAUAGCCUUACCUGUAUUGUCAUUUUUUACUAGCAAGAUUUUUAUUUUUGAUGGUUUAUUGGGGCUUAAUCAUGUGCCAAGUAACGUAUAUUCAGCUGCUGUUGCGAUUCUCGUAUUACACGUGGCUCUAGGAUCUUUUAUAUAUCGUGCAUAUUUUGAUGAUCAAUCAAAGACACAAACAAAACGAGAUUAAUCAUUUUUUCUUGUUUGAAAUAUGUAUGUAAUUAAAUACACUUUCUGGAUAACAUAUUUAUUCGUGUAUAAUUAUCGGAAAAAAAUGUUACAUUAUAUUGCAUUACAUUCUGCAAUCGCUUACUUCUUUGUUGAUAUUUUGUUUUUUUUAUUGAAUACUGUGAAUUGUGCAAAGGGAAGGUUUAUCUGUAUUACUUGUAUUAAUUAAACAUAAUUACUAAAUAAAAAAAGCAAUGGCAUUCCCACACAA
Messenger RNA from Apis dorsata (giant honeybee), 927 nucleotides. RefSeq names its product vacuolar ATPase assembly integral membrane protein VMA21 homolog. The coding region runs from base 418 to 678 and encodes 86 amino acids. Gene Ontology annotation, cellular component: endoplasmic reticulum membrane. Lineage: Eukaryota; Metazoa; Arthropoda; Insecta; Hymenoptera; Apidae. The record is from RefSeq and is a predicted model, not a curated record. The transcript is spliced from 3 exons. Gene Ontology annotation, biological process: vacuolar proton-transporting V-type ATPase complex assembly.